Molecule: messenger RNA, 1298 nt
Organism: Dermacentor andersoni
Lineage: Eukaryota; Metazoa; Arthropoda; Arachnida; Ixodida; Ixodidae
Product: zinc finger protein 711-like
Biological process (GO): regulation of gene expression
Cellular component (GO): nucleus
Source: RefSeq, a predicted model, not a curated record
CCCAGCAAACACCAGGAGGACUGACGAAAAAGGCAAGAAACCGUCGAUACGAUGUCUGCGCAAGCGUUCGUCAAUUAAACCUUCCGUUGCCUUCGAGCUCUCACCUCAGGGUCUUCCAUCAGUUACAAUCUGUCAAAAGUAAAAACGGCACAAUACGUUUGAAGCACGCCGCGCGCGCCCUCUACUGGGCAAAGCAACAAAAAGGCUAGGGCCUAUAGGCUGCACAAUGGCGUCAGAGGAGAGGUCGACGCUGAAGGCGGCCGCGAAAGCCCAUGGUGCACCGUCGAUCAGCUGUGACCAGUCCCAGCUCUCGGUCCUUCCUCCGGAGCGUGGGGCGUCGAUGAGCACGACCUCGACCCAGAGUCAACUCGCGUCUCCGAACUCGACCGCGGAAGCGCAGCCUCCACCAGCGCCCUCUCGUCCGAGCCUCGGAGCCGUGGCCGUCGUCAGCUCGCUUCCCACGCACGAGCCGCAGCUGUGGUACUGCUGCCCGCACUGCGAGAGGAUGUGCCCGAACAGGAACACGUUGGCGGUUCACGUGCGCAUCCACAUGGAAGAUACGCCUUUCAAGUGCGCGCUGUGUCACGCCGCCUUCACGACGAAGUCGUUUCUGAUUGACCACGUGAAGAAGCACAGCACCAUGAAAACUUUGACAUGCGACGUGUGCUUCCAACCCAACUGCGCCAAGCACGAUAUCCGGCUUCACCUUCGUCGUCGGCAGACCGGGCCGCGACCGUUCAGGUCCGAUCAUCGCAACAAGGCAUUCGCCGUCUAUACAGGUCUGGCGGGGCCCAAGGACACUCGCCCAGACGGGAGUGCCAACGUGUGCGAGGCCUGCGGGGCAACCUUUGCGUGCCGCAGUGAUCUCCAAAAGCAUUUUUUGACGAUGCACGGAAAUUCGAAAUCCAACACUGGCGACAACCACGGCAAUACACCUAAGCUCCCGCAAGGCUAUAACCAGAUGCAGGGCAACCCAAAACUCCACAUGUGUCACCUGUGCCCCGCCCGCUUCACCAGGAACUACUCGCUGGUGGUUCACCUCAGAACUCACGCCGACGACCGCCAGCACGGCUGUGACCAAUGCGCCAAGCGCUUCGUCACUGUCUCCAGACUGAGGGAGCACAUCCGGGCCGCCCAUUCACCGCAACCUACGUUCGGCUGCAAGUACUGCCCCAUAAAAUGCACGUGGAGAUCUUCACUAACGUACCACGUGAAAAAGUGCCACCCGACUGCUGGAAAGGCAUGAGUCUGGCGCGUCUCUGUAUGACUGCCGGAUGGUGUUUCCGCGCGCAAAUAAA